UUUUUUUAAUAAGCUACCGAGAUGCUCAGCUGAGACGCGAUCUUCACCAAUAAAAUAGUCCUCCCUUGCCUACCUUCGACGGCCGGAGACCUCGAAGCUCUCCGCUCCCUGUCGGCGCUUACGUCGGUGGUUUCGGCGAUCUCCUUCGCAGAGCUGCACACCAUAAAUUCAACUCAACGAGAAGAUUCGUAUGGCUGGAUAUGUUCUUGGGGAUUCUUCAUUCAAUAGAACGGAAAGACAUGGACAGCUUAACACUUCUGAGGAGGAACUCGAUAAUUAUGGGGCCCGGUGGUACUUUUCAAGGAAGGAAAUUGAAGAAAAUUCUCCAUCAAGGAGGGAUGGCAUUGAUCUGAAGAAAGAGGCGUAUUUUCGGAAGACUUAUUGCACUUUUUUGCAGGAUUUGGGCAUGAGGCUUAAAGUGCCUCAGGUGACAAUAGCUACUGCAAUAGUAUUUUGUCAUCGCUUUUUCCUUCGCCAAUCACAUUCAAAGAGUGACAGGAUGACAAUUGCAACGGUUUGCAUGUUCCUUGCUGGAAAGGUUGAAGAAACUCCUCGCCCCCUGAAAGAUGUGAUCCUUAUUUCAUAUGAGAUUAUUCAUAAAAAGGACCCGUCUACUGUCCAGAGAAUUAAGCAGAAGGAAGUGUAUGAACAACAGAAAGAGCUCAUCUUAUUGGGGGAAAGGCUUGUUCUUGCUACUCUUGGUUUUGAUCUGAAUUUACUCCAUCCAUAUAAACCGCUUGUAGAAGCAAUUAAAAAAUUCAAGGUGGCACAACAUGCUCUUGCUCAAGUGGCUUGGAAUUUUGUCAAUGACGGGUUGCGGACAUCUUUGUUCUUGCAGUUUAAGCCCCACCAGAUCGCCGCCGGUGCCAUCUUUCUGGCCGCCAAGUUUCUUAAAGUGAAGUUGCCAUCCGAUGGUGAGAAGGUUUGGUGGCAAGAAUUUGAUGUUACACCAAGGCAGCUUGAAGAUGUCAGCAAUCAAAUGCUGGAGCUUUACGAGCAAAAUCGCACAGCCCAACCAUCUCAUGGUAAUGAAGCUGAGAGCAGCAGUGGUGCUGGAACUGUUAAUCCUCCGGCGGCAUCCUUAACCACCGGCAAGAAUUCAGCACCAGUAAAUGCCAGGGAAGGAGCUCAAAUUCUUCAAAAUAGGCCCUUAGGGACACAGCAGGUGAAUCUGGAUGGUCAGCAGACGCAAAAUAACAGCACUGAACAUGGAAGCGCUUCCGCCUGGGACCAUCUUAGAGAUGGUGAUGGGAAAGAAACCCUAAACUAUGAAGCUGGGCCGGUUUCUCAGUUCAGGGAAACAGCCCUUGGUGGGGUAAUUGGCGACAAGGCCAAUGCUGUGGAAGCCAUGACAAAGAUUGACAAGGACAAAGUAAAAGCAGCUCUGGAAAAAAGGCGAAAGCUACAACGAAAUGUCGUGUCCAAGAAGAAUGUUGUUGUCGACGACGAUGAUCUGAUCGAAAGAGAGCUCGAGAAUGGAAUCGAAUUGGCUGCGGAAGAUAAGAUACGGAAGGAAGAGAGAGAUAGCUGGCCGAAACCUCUCCGUCGGCUAGAGCAGCUGCCGCCUUCUCAGGGAAGGUCAAAACAAAAAUCUUCAAGUACAGAAGAUGGAAAGUUUGAUGGCCAGCUUCAUGAAGAGAAUACCGAGGAAGGCGAGCUUUCCUCCCUCGACGAGCACGACUUCCCUUUUCCUAAGCUGCAGAGCAGCAAUGGAAAAGUUUCAGGUGUUAAGAGAAGACCAGACGAGAAGGGAUGGUCAGAUUUUUCAGAAAGAGACCUCAAAAGAAUGAGAUGAGAAACUUCUUUUUACUACUCUUAUGGGGAGGAGUUCAAAUAUUUCAGCUAUGUAUUUGCCUGUGCUAAAUAGAGAGCCGAGCUAUGGAGCAAAUCUCGUAACCAAACUGAUCAGUUCAGGAGAGGCUGUUGCUUCACAAGAAAUUGAGGUACUUCAUUCAGAUUUCCUGCUGACUUUUAUGCUUUAUUAAAUCGGGCCUUUUAAGUACAAAUUUUUCAUAUUUUUAACGUUUUUAUUGAACAUUGUGGAUCUCUAUUUGUGAAAUUUUGCUAUUAAAUGUAGUGAUAAUUUUGAAAUAGGUAACUGUUGUCAUGGACUGGAACUUUUAAUAUUAUGAUUGAGCUUUAUACUUCA
Dendrobium catenatum is the source of this 2149-nucleotide messenger RNA. Its product is annotated as cyclin-T1-3. Gene Ontology annotation, molecular function: cyclin-dependent protein serine/threonine kinase activator activity. The transcript is spliced from 7 exons. Gene Ontology annotation, biological process: positive regulation of DNA-templated transcription, elongation; regulation of transcription by RNA polymerase II. Lineage: Eukaryota; Viridiplantae; Streptophyta; Magnoliopsida; Asparagales; Orchidaceae. Bases 191 to 1795 code for a protein of 534 amino acids. The record is from RefSeq and is a predicted model, not a curated record. Gene Ontology annotation, cellular component: nucleus; cyclin/CDK positive transcription elongation factor complex.